AUGCAGGAGGUCAGCGGGGCCUGCAGCCUGGACGAUGACAUGCUGGAAGGAGACCUGGGGGAUGGGACAGGGGGAGCCAGAGCCUCACAGCAGACAGCCUGCUGUCCAGAGCAGAGCCGAGGAGCAGCAGCCUGGGGGGGGGGCGCCUGGAUCCCUGGCCUGAAGACAGCAGGGCCCCAGCAGAGGGCCCGCUGGAGGCCCCCCUGCUCCGGCUCCCUGGUUGACCUUUCCAAAGACGAGCUGAAGGACAGACUGCAGGAAGCAACUGAGGUGAUAGAGGUGUUGUGCUCUGAGCUGGAGGUGGCACAUCGUUACCUGGAAGGCAAAUACGAAGCUCUGAAGAUCCUGCAGGGAAAGACCAUUCUGGACAAAGCCACGAGUCACACUAAGAGUCUGCUGCAGAAAAGUGAGGCGAUGGCCAAAGCUCUGGAGAAGGAGGUGAACAGCUUGCAGUGGGAACUGAGCUUCAGCCAGGUCCAGAUGAAAAAGUCUCAGCAGUCCUGGGAGCAGAAAUACAACAGAAUACUGAGUGAGAACAAGGCUCUGACUGACAGCCUGGAGGAAAGAGAGAGUGAGAUGCAGCAGCUGCGAGCAGAACAUUCUGCUUGUAGUCGGCAGUGCUUGGAGCUGCUCUCCAUGUUGAGUGUGAAGGAGCAGAGAGCUUACCAAGGCACCAAACCUCAGUACAGCCCCGAGAGAGACGCAGCUGAUCUGGAGCUGGCGGUGCUGGGGGCCUGCCGGUGCCCGGGGGCUGCUCCGUGUCCCUGCGGUCACACCGCUGCAGCCAGCAGGAAGCAGCUGGUGCAGCUCCAACAGGAGCUGGACGCUCAGCGUUUGAGGAGAGAGGAGGCGUUAAUGGUUGCAGAUGCUUUUCGGAUCGCCUUUGAACAGCAGCUGAGGAAACGCAGUGAUCACUUCCUGCUGCGGGCUGAAGGCAACGCACAACCCAGCAAGGCUGAAGGAGCCAACAGGAGUCCCUUAAUGAGUGUGAGCCAGAGGCUGAGAGGACUGCUGCCCUCCAAGACGUCCGAGGACCUUCUAGAGACUCUGUACAGACUGCUGGACCUGCUGAAUGACAAGGAGGAGGCUCUGGCCCACCAGAGGAAGGUGAGCCUCAUGUUGGCCCACAGUGCAGAGGAGCUGCAGAGACAGCUGCUGCUGGACUCACACUGCCGCAAACCAGAACCAGCAGAGAACCACAGCCAGUCUCAGCAAACAUCAAAUAACCAAAACCAUUCUCUACAAACAUUGGAACACUCAGAGAACCAGAACCAGCCUCAGCAAACCUCAGAACCGUCAGAGAACCUGAACCAGCCUCAGCAAACCUCAGAGCCGUCAGAGUCUGAGAGAAAAGCACAGCAAUAAGCAGAGCUGUUACACCCACUGCUUCAGGCCGGUCCAGCACUGAAUCACUGGAGCUGUUGGAACCUUCACAGUCCCCCAUCCAGCCACUGUCCAACCACAAGAGCUACCAAACCAAACCAAACCAUCGGACCUAGCAGACUCCGAGGGUGGUUCUGUAGACUUGGAUGUAGCGUCUGUGAUGUAAAUUAUAAGAGAUUACAUAAUCAGGAUACAAAAAAAAGGUAACUGUAUUCGAUUACAAUUACAUUAAAAAGUAAGAAAUCCGAUUACUGUUACAUUCUUUAAACACAGGGAUUACCAGCAGGAUUACAAUGUUACAAAACAUUUUAAAUUAAAGAUUUAUACGUAU
Molecule: messenger RNA, 1714 nt
Organism: Trematomus bernacchii (emerald rockcod)
Lineage: Eukaryota; Metazoa; Chordata; Actinopteri; Perciformes; Nototheniidae
Gene: ccdc125
Product: coiled-coil domain containing 125
Exons: 12
Coding region: 1-1365 (454 amino acids)
Biological process (GO): negative regulation of cell motility; negative regulation of Rho protein signal transduction
Cellular component (GO): cytoplasm
Source: RefSeq, a predicted model, not a curated record